AUGUUAGCGGCAGAACAGGAAAACGCUCAGCUCAGAGAGGAACUGGUUAACCUCAAGGGGGAGAUGGAAAGAAUGGCACUUAUGAUGGAAACUAUGAUGGCUGAGAGAGAGCAAGCAGCAAUCUCCAAUUCAACUCCUGUUGUGGUCGUCACAGCUGCACCUGAGGGUCCCCCGCAACCAUCUCCGACUACUACUACAACUAUCGGCCUCACCCAGCCUCUGAUGACUGAUUUUUCUUCUGGUAAUAUGGCAACUAUGGGCAACUCAGGCUUCCGUCCUCUUGGCCCCCAGGGUCCCUUUGCUACUCCUCAGUAUUCCAUGCCUUCAGGCUACCCUUGGGGCAUGCCGAUUGCAACCAACGGGGGUUUUGGUCCAGGCGCUACUGAAACGCCUUUCGCACAGGGUCAACAGACUUCGGCACAUUUCCAGAUGAGUCAACCGAUUCCUCAAGCUACCAUGACUCAAGCAGGUCCUACUGUGCAUGUUGGGCCACAACAUGAAGAACAGAUUUAUCACUCCGACAAUAUAAUGGGGGAUGAUAAAGCAAUCGAUUGGGAAGAAAGGUUCGGUGCUCUAGAGAAGAAGAUGAGUAAUAUGCGGGGAAAGGAAACAGUCGUCCAAAGCAUAUAUGACCUUUGCUUGGUACCAGAUGUAAACAUACCUCCAAAGUUCAAGAUGCCUGUAUUUGAGAAGUAUCAAGGGGACACGUGUCCACAAAAUCAUCUAACUAUGUAUAUUAGCAAGAUGAUAGCUUACAAGAAUAAUGUUCCCUUACUCAUUCACUGCUUCCAGGAUAGUUUGACUGGUCCGGCACAUACUUGGUUCAUGGGGUUGAAAGGAGUCACUACUUUUGAACAGUUGGCUGAGGCCUUCAUGCAACAGUACAAAUAUAAUACCUAUCUGGCGCCAAGUCGCAAAGAGUUGCAGUCCUUAACCCAGAAAGAGAAAGAAUCGUUCAAGGAAUACGCACAACGCUUCAUUCAAAAAGCUGCUCAGAUUCGUCCUCCCUUGGAUGAGAGGGAACUUUCAGAAUUGUUCUAUGAAACCCUGAGCCCUUGUUAUUCAGAAAAGAUGAUUGUCUGUGCAUCACAGAAGUUCACUGAUUUGGUGGAAACAGGAAUGCGCAUCGAGGAGUGGGCUCGUAAGGGAGCAGCUGUUUCGGGAGGUUCUUCAGGUGGUUCUUCAGGGGUUUCGUCCAAUGGUAAUAAGAAAUUUGGGAAUGGUUACCCAAAGAGGAAUGCUCAAGAGGUUAGCAUGGUGGCUCAUGGAGGACCUCAGCCCGUGUACCCUAAUCACCCCUUUGUUGCCAACAUCACCCCACAAAUGACCGCACCCCAGAACCCAAACUAUCAAUCACCCAGACCUCAAGGACCUGCACCAUACUACCCCCCAUUAUACCAACCACUAUACAACCUACAACAACUCUCUCAACAACCCUACUAUCCUCAACAACCAUACCAACAAAGGCCAUAUAACCCCCCACAACAACAACCCCGUCCUCAAGCUCCCUACAACCAGCAAAAUCAAAAACAACAAUUUGACCCCUUGCCAAUGACCUAUGGAGCAUUGCUCCCUUCUUUACUUGCACAGAAUCUGGUCCAAACAAUACCACCUCCUCGCAUUCCGGACCCUCUCCCACGCUGGUACCGUCCGGACCUUCAUUGUAUUUACCAUCAAGGGGCAGCAGGCCACGAUGUGGAGCGUUGUUUUGCUCUUAAGAAAGAGGUUCAGAAACUGAUAAAUAGUAAAGAGUUAACCUUCACCGAUCCUGAUGCUGUAGCUCAGAACAAUCCUCUGCCUACUCAUGGGCCUGCUGUUAAUAUGAUUCAAGACGAUCAGGAAGAGGCUCGCAUUCUCUCUGUAGGUGAUAUCAAGACUCCUCUGGUACCGAUACAUGUGAAACUGUGUAAAGCAACUCUCUUCAACCACAAUCAUGGAGCUUGUGACAUAUGUUUGAUGGAUCCUCGUGGAUGUAUACAAGUCCAGAAUGAUAUGCAGGGUCUCCUAAAUAGAAGGGAACUUGUGGUUACAAGGGAACCCGAGAGCAAGGACGUCUGUGUUGUCACUCCGGUAUUCAGAGCCAGGAGGCCGCUGGUGAUAAACCCUAACAGUACAAAGCCCGUUGGUACUCCCUUGGUAAUCUGUGUGCCUAGGCCCACGCCUACUACUGCUCAGAAAGCUGUACCCUAUAAGUAUGAAGGCACGAUUCUUGAGCCCGGAAGUGAGACAACUUCACCUGUUGCUGUGGAUAAUAUCGCAGAGAAUAGCCGGAUUUUGAGGAGUGGCCGCAUCUUUCCUACGGUGGGUCCGAAGAGUGUUAGUGUUCCGGUCGAUGAGCCAGUAAAAGAGCGAAACGCCGGUAAAGGUAAAGCUGGGGAGCAGGCCAAAGAGUUUGACUUUGAGGAUGCCGAUGAAGUCUUGAAGCUGAUCAAGAAGAGUGAAUACAGGGUGGUGGACCAGCUGUUACAAACUCCUGCGAAGAUUUCCAUCAUGGCCCUGUUAUCAAGUUCUGGUGCUCAUCGGGAUGCCCUGAGGAAAGUACUAGACCAGGCAUUUGUGGAUUAUGAUGUAACUCUGGGUCAAUUCGAAAGCAUUGUGGGGAAUGUGACCGCGUGUAACAGUCUGACUUUCAGUGAUGAAGAUCUCCCGGCGGAGGGGAAUAAGCAUAAUCAAGCAUUACUCAUCUCUGUACUUUGCAGAACAGAUUCGUUAUCCAACGUCUUGAUAGAUACCGGCUCUGCACUUAAUGUGAUGCCCAAGUCAACUCUCGACCAAUUGGCGUACUCCGAGGCUCCUUUGAGACUUAGCAAGGUGACAGUGAGGGCCUUCGAUGGAACUAGGAGAUCGGUGUAUGGUGAGGUAGAUUUGCCAAUUUCGGUCGGCCCACAUGAAUUUCAGGUUACUUUCCAAGUCAUGGAAAUCCAGGCUUCUUUCAGCUGUUUGCUCGGCAGACCAUGGAUUCAUGACGCUGGGGCUGUGACAUCUACUCUCCAUCAGAAAUUGAAGUUUGUAAGUCGUGGAAAGUUGAUCACUGUGAGUGGCGAGUCGGCCUUUUUAAUCAGCAAUUUGUCUGCUUUCUCUGUUAUCGGUGGUAGUAGUUCGGACGGGCCAUCAUUCCAAGGGUUCUCUGCCGAAGAAAGUGUCGGUAAAAUUGAGACUUGUAUGGCCUCGUUGAAGGAUGCCCGAAGAGUAAUUCAGGAAGGCAAAACCGAAGGCUGGGGUCAGCUAGUGGAGUUGCCAGAAAACAAGCGUAAAGAGGGAAUUGGUUUCCUUAACAGUAAGCCUGGGAUGUUCGACCCUACCAGAGGUUCUUUCCACAGUGCUGGUUUCAUUCAUGAUUCGCCAGAGACCAAUGCAAUUUUAGAUGAUGCACCUGGAGGAGUGACACCGGUCUUUGUGACGCCUGGAGGAGCUUGCUGCAACUGGAUUGCUGUUGACAUUCCUUUUGUGACACCCCGCUCUAAACUGAACAUAAGUGAAUCCGUUGAACACAGUGACCCCAUGCUUUCUCCCAACUUUGAGGUCCCGGUUUACGAGGCUGUGGCAGAGGAGGAUGAGGAGAUCCCGAAUGAGAUCAAAUGGAUGUUGGAACAAGAAAGGAAGACAUUUCAACCUCAUCAGGAGGAGAUAGAAAUCAUCAAUCUGGGUACUGAGGAAGACAAGAAAGAAAUCAAGAUUGGGGCAUUGUUGGAUGUAUCUGUCAAGAAAAGAGUAAUUGAGCUUAUCAGAGAAUAUGUUGAUAUAUUCGCAUGGUCAUACAAAGACAUGCCGGGUCUAGACCCUGAUGUCGUUGAACACAGACUACCUUUGAAGCCUGAGUGUCCUCCGAUUGAUGCAGGUUUCCUAGUCACAUCAGAGUAUCCUCAAUGGUUGGCCAACAUAGUGCCUGUUCCAAAGAAAGAUGGCAAAGUCAGAAUGUGUGUUGAUUAUCGGGACUUGAACAAGGCUAGUCCGAAGGAUAAUUUUCCUUUGCCUCACAUUGAUGUAUUGGUUGAUAACACUGCUAAGUGCAAGGUUUUCUCCUUCAUGGACGGUUUCUCCGGCUACAAUAAGAUCAGGAUGGCUCCUGAGGAUAGAGAAAAGACGUCUUUCAUCACGCCCUGGGGUGCUUUCUGCUAUGUGGUGAUGCCAUUUGGUUUGAUAAAUGCUGGUGCCACUUACCAGAGGGGCUUUAUCGUCAGUCAAAAGGGUAUUGAAGUUGAUCCCGACAAGGUCAGAGCCAUCAGAGAAAUGCCUGUUCCAAAGACAGAGAAGCAAGUCAGAGGUUUUCUUGGUAGACUCAAUUAUAUCUCCAGAUUUAUCUCUCACAUGACCGCCACAUGUGGACCAAUUUUCAAGUUACUCCGCAAGGAUCAAGGGGUGAAGUGGAAUGAUGAUUGUCAGAAGGCUUUUGAUCAAAUCAAAGAAUAUCUGUUAGAACCUCCAAUUCUUGUUCCUCCAGUUGACGGAAGACCUUUGAUCAUGUAUUUAACAGUACUAGAAGAUUCCAUGGGCUGUGUUUUGGGUCAACAAGACGAAACCGGAAAGAAAGAGCACGCUAUCUACUAUUUGAGUAAGAAGUUCACUGAUUGUGAGUCCCGAUAUUCUGUACUUGAGAAAACUUGUUGUGCUUUAACUUGGGCUGCCAAGCGUCUCCGUCAUUAUAUGAUUAAUCAUACAACUUGGUUGAUAUCCAAGAUGGAUCCUAUCAAGUACAUAUUUGAGAAGCCAGCUUUAACUGGAAGGAUUGCUCGCUGGCAGAUGUUAUUGUCCGAGUAUGAUAUCGAGUAUCGCACUCAGAAAGCAGUCAAAGGUAGCAUCUUGGCAGAACAUUUGGCUCAUCAACCAAUCGAAGACUAUCAACCAAUCAAAUUCGACUUCCUAGAUGAAGAGGUUAUGUAUCUAAAAGCAAAAGAUUGUGACGAACCAGUGUUCGGUGAAGGUCCUGAUCCUGAAUCCGAAUGGGGUUGA
Messenger RNA from Medicago truncatula (barrel medic), 4950 nucleotides. RefSeq lists its product as uncharacterized. Gene Ontology annotation, biological process: proteolysis. The record is from RefSeq and is a predicted model, not a curated record. Gene Ontology annotation, molecular function: aspartic-type endopeptidase activity. The transcript is spliced from 4 exons. The coding region runs from base 1 to 4950 and encodes 1649 amino acids. Lineage: Eukaryota; Viridiplantae; Streptophyta; Magnoliopsida; Fabales; Fabaceae.